ACACUGCGUUUUCGCUUUGUCGCCCGCUUUCCUGUCAGGCUGUAGAGUUUCGGAGCAGUCUUUAUUUCCGUGGAGUUUUCUCCUUUAAUUGUGUGUAAUAUGAGUCAUGAAUCCAACCAAAAUGGACCUAGUCUAGAGCAACACUUUGCUGGGCUAGACUUGCAGAAUUCCUCACCACAGUUUCGUGGGGGAGGUAGACCAGGUGAAAGAGUGAAGUACAUCCCACCACACCAGCGGCAGGGAGGAGGUGGGGGAGGCAAUCAACCAGAUUACAGGAGCUUUCCUAAUCAGGGUGGUUACAACGACGGUCGCGACGGGCGAGGAUAUGGAGACCGUGCUCCUGCUGGUCCCGGCGGAUAUGGAGGAGGUUACGCGAUGCCGGCUGCCGGCCAGUACAGCGGGCCGCCGCCGAUGCAGACCAGAAGUGGAUACGGCAACUUUGCAAACCGCGGAGCGCCCCCUAGUGGGAAUCGUGGCGGCUUCACGAAUAGGCCGACCCAGGCCCCGCCUGGAGGAAGAUAUGACAAUAGAGGUGGCAACUUUAGUAACUUUGGGAGCAAUCGUGGCUACAGUGGUGGUAACCGCGGCUACGACCAGGGUGGAUCAUACCAGAACACUCGCUGGGUCGAGCCGGAGAAGGGAGGUCGCGACCAUCCCGACAUGCGUAAGUGGGAACUGGAGGCCGAUGACUGGACAAAGCUGCAGCCCAGAGACGAGCGAUCAGAGAGUGAGCUGUUUGGAAGUUCUCACUCUGGGAUCAAUUUUGACAAGUAUGAGGACAUCCCGGUAGAAGUCAGCGGCGAAACGCCCCCGGAUGCCAUUCAGAGUUUUGCGGACCUGAAAUUCUGCGACAUCAUCAAGCAUAACAUCGAGAUGUGCAAGUACACGGUGCCGACGCCCGUGCAGAAGCACGCCAUCCCCAUCAUGAGCGCAAAGAGAGAUCUGAUGGCCUGCGCACAGACAGGUUCCGGAAAGACGGCCGCGUUCCUGAUUCCGCUGAUGAACCUCAUCUAUCAGUCGGGACCGACGGACAACCCGUCAGCCUCCGGGCAGAUGGCUCGCUAUUCGAAGAGGAAGUGUUACCCGCUAGCGCUGGUCUUGGCUCCGACUCGCGAAUUGGCAUCGCAGAUCCACGAAGAAUCUAAGAAGUUUGCCUACCGUGCAAAGGUGCGCCCGUGUGUGGUGUACGGGGGCGCUGACGUCGGCGGCCAGAUGCGUGAGCUCGAUAGAGGGUGCCACCUGCUCGUUGCUACGCCCGGUCGCCUUGUCGACAUGAUGGAGCGAGGCAAGAUCGGGCUGGACAACUGCAUGUACCUUGUGCUGGACGAGGCUGACCGCAUGCUGGACAUGGGAUUCGAGCCGCAGAUUCGCCGCAUUGUCGAGAAGGACACCAUGCCGAAGACCGGAGACCGGCUCACCGCCAUGUUCUCCGCCACCUUCCCUAAAGAGAUCCAGAUGCUUGCUAGGGAUUUCCUGAGCAACUACCUUUUCCUGGCUGUCGGGCGCGUGGGCAGCACCAGCGAGAACAUCACUCAGAAGGUUGUGUGGGUCGACGAUGGAGAGAAGCGCUCCUUCUUGCUCGACCUCCUCAACGCCUCGACACCCGAUUCGCUGACGCUGGUGUUCGUGGAGACGAAGAAGGGAGCUGAUGCUCUGGAGGACUUCCUCUAUUCGGAGGGGUAUCCGGUGGCGAGUAUCCACGGCGACCGCUCCCAACGCGAGCGCGAGGAGGCGCUGCGGUCAUUCCGCAACGGACGCACUCCGAUCCUCGUCGCGACGGCCGUUGCCGCUCGUGGGCUGGACAUUCCCAACGUGAAGCACGUUGUGAACUUUGACCUGCCGUCAGACAUCGAGGAGUACGUUCAUCGCAUCGGCAGAACCGGACGUGUGGGAAACCUCGGUCUGGCGACGUCCUUCUUCAACGACAAGAAUCGCAACAUCACACGCGACAUGGUGCAGCUGCUCGUCGAGACCAACCAGGACCUCCCUCCGUGGCUCGAGUCGAUGGGCUUCGAGAACAAGAGCCAGCAGCAGUCGCGUCGUGGCGGCAAGGGCAAGUACAGCGGAGGCUUCGGAUCACGUGACUACCGCCAGCAGGGCAGCCAGCGUCAGGGCAGCCGCGGCGGCGGCGGCGGCGGCAACAACUUCAUGAUGUACAACGGCGGCGGCUUCUCCGGAGGAUUCGGCGGCUACAGCGGAGGACCGCCACAGCAGUACGGCGGCGGCGGAUACGGAGGCAACACCGGUCACGACUGGUGGGGAAACUAGAGAAGCGACUGACGCGUUCGAUAGAGAAGAAAGAUGAGAAAGAAGAGAGAGAGAGGUAGAUGAAAGAGAGAGUAAGAGAGAGCCUGCGUGCAUUCAAGCUUGAGCAACACUUAAAGCUAAUUGCGUUAGUCGGUAGUUUUGAUCCGCACUGGCUUUUUUCGAAAGUCGAGUUCGUUUAGAUUUUUUGCAAAAUUCGAAAUUUUGGAGAUUGUAAAAAACGUGCGGCAUCGAACUUGGAGCCGCGCGCAUUUUUGGCAUUUAAAUCUCCGCGUUUGGUGUCGCGGUCGAAAUUUUUUUUCUGUUUUUUGGACGUUGCCGCGGUCUACCACCGCACGGCACUGUUUGGUUAAGCGCGCCGGUGGCUGCCCGCAAAGUAGCGCCGGUGUUCGAACUGUUCAAGCUUCGUGGUCGCAGGUUGCAUUCGGCGCAGCAGCUCCCAAGAAACCCUGCUAUACUUUGUGAUCAGUCGGCUUUUUGCGCACUUCGCCCGCCGUUGUCGUCACGGUGGCGACGCGAAUCGGGACGAGAGAUUGCACUUCCGACUUGGUGAAGUGUACGAUGUGACAAUGAUGACGCUCUUAAAAUGAUUACCCGAGGCGAUUCUCCGGAACUAGUUCCGCUGGUCUCCCCCCACGCUCGAUACGGAUGGAUGUUAUGACUCCUAUUACACACACAGUCUUUGCCUUUUGCCUUUUUUUUUAAUUGUUAAUGUAGGCAGCCCCGCCGGCCGCGCGUCGAGCGCGCUGCGCGGGACGUGCUCUCGAUUUCGUUCAGAUGCUCAAAAGUUAGUUCGCAUACGGCUGCGUUAUAUACAGCCCGAUUUUACGGUUUACACCCCCCAAGACGGCCCCCCCAUCGGUAGCCGAGGCAGAGGGGUGCUCUAGAUUGCGAAUCGGUUUUCUGAACCGGCGUAAGAACGAGAGAAUUUUUUGUCUCUUCUGAAGUCGGCCUCCGCAAGAGAUGGAUGCGCGUGCAGCGAGAUCCCAAACGCGAGACGUCUCGACUUUUCCAUUCCAUGUCCAGCGAACCGAUUUAGAGAAGCAUUUGUACAGUAUCCCUAUUAAUUAAAUAAUUAAUUAACGUGACAUAUACGUGAACGUCUGACAGGAAAGGCUCGGCGCGAGGAUGCCGUAUAGGAAACAUAUAAUUGCUCUGCGUGUUCGGGGCGGACGAAAGACCGGGCCGCCGCUUAGGACGGCGGCCCGGUGGCUCAAAGUGUUUUAUUGAAAUUUGUUAACGCACGGAGCGUCCGCCGCAUCGCGGUGUCAGUGUUGUUGGACCCCCCUACCCCAGAGCUGGCCUCCACGCGUUCUGGAGCACAUUCGUAGAGUUUGAGAUGAAGACGUAUGUAUACGCCGCUGUCCUGUGGCUAUGCUAUUUAUUUUUCUAGUCUUUCAUGUGUGGGGACAUAUAUGUGUGUGUGUACGCGUGGCCGCCCCGAAGCGGGACGCGCGUAUCGAAGUAUAUAUAUAGUUCUCCACGCGUAUAUCUCAUUUCUAAAAUUUGUGGCCGAUUUAUGUUCUGCGAGUGAAGGCAAAAUGAAGAGUGUGUGUGUGUGUGUGUGUGCGUGUGCGCGUCAGAUUCGCACCGAAGUUGCGCCCGUCUCAUUCUAAAAUGUCUUUUAUACAGGUGCUUUUAAAUUGUUUGGUUCACGGGCCGUAUUGCCCGUGUAUGAGGAUCGGCCAAACGAGCAAGGCUGUGAUUUGUCUUGUGGCUUCUCCUAGAAAUAAUCCGUAGGUUAACACGGCGGGUCGUGCAUCACAAUUUCCGUCAUCCUGUUCGACGUUUGGGAAAACCGAAUGCCGGAAAUCCUUGGCGACCAAGCAAUUUAAGACCUGUGCCCCUGUUAUUGAAAUUUAACGAAAGGUAGUUGUUAUAGUUUACCCCCCCCCCCUCAGCUGAGUUAUAGCAUCCACAUCCCUAUUUAAGACCCCCUAAAAAUUAUUUGCCGUGAGGAGAGCCUCUAGUUACAUAUAAAUUUUACGUAUUAUGAGGGAGACGGACGUCGACCGUUCAAACACAUAAACAUGUAAAUAUUAUGAAGAGUACUGCUGGAUGUACGUUAAACAGUGGGAUGCCAUCCAGCAAUUAGGAGUUCGAGGGAACGAGAGGAGCGUGUAGUCAUCUGUUCAGCUUAAAAAGUACUUCAAAUCCUUUGAUGUGAUAAUAUUUGCGUCGUGUUCAGACGAGGACAAGUGAACGUGGCUGCGUCCCCCUUGUUUCCUCGUAACCGGUGUCUGCACGCCCCCUAGUGGUACAUUUAAGGUCGUGGCAGCCAGGUGCACGCUCGGUCGUUAGCGCUGUCACUUGACCGCUCAUUAUUUCUGUCAAGAUACACAAAGCGUCGACUAUGUAAACGCGAGUCGAUGGUAUUUCCGUUAAAGUCACGGGUUCUAUGUGGAGCUGUUGCGUUUUUUCCUUUUCUUUGGUAUUAUGUGUUUACAAGCAAAUUAUCCAUGUUUAUGCUAGUAUUUAUCAAAUUCGGACAAGAAUAGCCAGGCAUUUGAUUGUCCUUUUUGAAUUAGUUAGUUGGUGACGUGUAAAAGGAAGUAGUGUUAUUACAUUAUUAUGAUGUAGGUGGCAAUGUUAAUCAAUCACUGUAUACCAGCAUUUUGCAAUUGUAACCGCGCGGCCGCAUUCGCCAUGCUGAGCGCUGAAUUAAACUGUCUCGCAAACUUAAUUACUGUCCUCGUACCAUGAUCUCAUGCUCAGUCACAGAACGUGAUGUGAACCCUGCAUAUAUUCUAUUGUUUCUGAAAGUGUGAUGGAUUUCCUAAAUCUUGUUUACGUACUUUUGAUGUCGAUUGAAUGUUUGUUCGUUUGUUGUUGUUUUUUGUUCCCCCCCAGAGAAAUACGGUAGAAUGGUGACCUAUUCGAGGAAGUUGCGGUGCUUUGUAAAGUUGCUGGUGAUGGUGAGAGACUGCGGUUGUGCUAUGUGCUGCCACCUGGGCUUUCCCAUGUGUUCGAUCAGCUAGUUGUGCGGGUUCACCCUUGCGAAAUGCGGUACGUUCUCAUAGCCGUUCCGGUAGUGCAUAUUGACAGUGUCCAUUCGCUUCGUUGCCCCCGCUAUUCGUGUGCGUGUGUGCGUGUGUGUGCGCGCGCGCGCGCGAGAGAGAGAGGAAGAUAUUAUUCGAUGUAAGAAUUCACCUAGCUGCAUGGAUCUCAGCUUCAGUCAGUUGUUUGUACUACAUGUAACUGAUGUUUCUAAGUAUGUAAGAAAGCCAAGGCAGCACAUACCAUCACUGCCGCGAGCGCAGACUGGUUUUAUCAUGUGUUCCGAGACCAACUCAUUAAGGCUUUUUUUAUUUCUACGUGUAUAAACGAGUUGAUGGGCACGACGUGUGUGUAGAUAGCGGGAGAGUUUGAAGUGCGGUUUGUUUCAUUCACUGACGUGGCGACGGCCCAACGACGAUACGUAAAUCGAAAAAAAAUUAUUCAAGCCCACGCUCUGGCAGCGGCGGGCCGUUCUAGUCUCUUCGUCUCUUCGUGUUCACGGCUUCGUGACGAAACACGAGGAACUGCGCUGCGCAAGUGACGCGGCGCUCACGCGCGGGACGGAGGCUGCUCGAGCGCGCGGUGGUCCAGCUCGUGUUUUAGCCUAAUUAUCCGCCGUCUUUUGCUCACUGUUCCGGGGCGGUCCGACCGCCGCCGUCGCCGUGAUAUCGUCGAAACGCGCGUUCGCGUUUGUUUCGACGCCGUCGCACGGGCCGACGGUUUGCGACCGUCGUUCGCAGACGGUGGGAAGUAGUGCCGGAGAUCAGUUCAGAAGAAUACUCAUCAGGUGCUUGUGUAAAUAUGGAACUGGACCGUGCGCGGUGGCUCAGACUGCAUGUAGUCGGUCACCAAUACCCUGCCCCCACCCCCCUCCCCCACUCACGGGAACCCCCGUGAAUUAACGAAUGCGUACCGGUAGCAGCGGCUCAACUUCAUAGAGUGAAAAAUCUGUCUCUUUACGAAAAAUGGUGCAGGGAGUAGUUUAAAGAGAGAUUGGGGCUAAAUUUCUUGUUUUUGCGAGUUUCACGGGGAAAGAAUAUAUACGAAAAGAAAAAAUAUUCGAAAAACUGGCCGUCUGGUCCAGGCAGGCAGUGUUACGAGUGUGCAUUUUUUAGCACCGUAUUAAAAAUGUAGACGAGCGAACAAAUGACUGAAACAAACCUUGGCUGGCGGGUUCGCGCGGGACAGGCUGUUGUCCCCCGCGCGUCGGCCGAACACUCAGGGAGGGUACGAGAACUGCGUCGCAGUUCCGCAUGCCGAUGGUUAACGGAGCGUAGGUGUCAGCGGUUUGCCGCGCUGCCACGAGAGGGCGUCUCGUGCACGCGCCGACCGCGUUCGGCGUUCGCAAAACCGGCGACCGGUCGCGACGACUCGCUUAUUGCGUGCGGGGGUAUGCAGAGUCGCCCUGCGGGGUGUUCGGGCCUGCCACGUCUACGACACCCAGCGGCAUUCGUACGAUGCGCGACGUGAGGGAGCGUCUGACGUAUGACGGCGCGGUGUCGCGGGGCAAGGAUGGCGCCGCCACCUGGUGGAACUACCAGACACCAGAAGCUGCGCCUGAAGACGCGUGGUUGUAGAGCAGUGCGCGCGCGCGCAUGCGGUCGGUGCUCUCGCCAUCUCUCGCGGAGGGCUUGUUGUGCGACGCGCUACGUAUGGCAGUCGUGCCAGUUGGGAGUAGGGGAAUUUUAUCUAGCCGUUUCUUACUUUUUCACAAUGUUGAAGCAACGCUGGGGAAAAGUGCGUGCGUACCAUUUGUUGCAGAGGUCUAGAAUUGCAGCAGCAGCACAGUAUUACAUUCCAGUGACAUUAUUAGUACGAAACGAAUAUCUGGAAGUCGGUCUUUACUGUAAGUGGCACGAUAAGGUUCACAAUAAUUUGGUUUUCGCUGUGUGCGCAGAAGUGGGUGAUGGGAGGUCUAUAUACUUGUGGGUGUUGCAGCCUCUGGUAAAACGAAGGCUGAAAUUCUACAUCGUUCAAUUAAUGAUAAUGUGUCACCAUUUUGUUCCAAGCAGUGAUAUUUUUUUUUGUGGCGGUGUAAUUAACGUGUUGUUACUGCUGACAUCUUAAUCUAGUGGAAAGUUUAUUUUUGAUACAUUCUAUUCAGAUUGGCCCCGCGCAACACCCGCACACAUAAUGUUAUGACAUCCCGUUGUUCGUUACCCAUUUCUGGUACAGCUUUGGCCAGAGCCGUAUAGCGGAACGCCCUUUCCGAGUUGUGAUCGCUCUUGCUGCAUUUUUUUGAACCAUGCGAUUUGUGUUCAACUGUGGAUCAGUUGUAUCUCUGCAGACUUCUCGUCUACGACGUGCCACGGGUCGCCGGACGCGCGUCACGUGACCGGCAUCGCCGUGGCGACGACGACGUGAGUCUCUUGGCGCUCGGGCGUCGUUGUCGUCCCGUAUUCUCGUUCCGUAUUCGCGUGCACUUUGAAGGCGGGCACGUUGCGUCGUGUCUCCCCGGGACCUAGCUGACGAUGGGCCAGUGACCGGGUCAUCGUUACAUGCCCUCGCUAUAGGGCGUGCGUGCACGUCGUGUGAUAGACGAACGUCGGUUUUCACUACAACGUCGCCGUCCCGAUUCGUUUUGGUGGCGUUCUCUCUCGAUAAAAAGGUUCGUUACUACUGGAAUUUUAUGCCCCCGUAGCACGUUACGGUGUGGGUUGGCCGAUUCCCUGUUAUCUAUCUGAUCCGUCACGCGCGUACGUGUCUGCCAGGGGGCGCUGUGAGGUCCGGCGGACGGCAACGCGCAGAGGAUGCUUCAGCGUGCGUAAAGUGCAUUUUUAUUUCUGUUCUUUUGGUGUUGUUGGCUUUCGGAACAUUUUUUCGAGUGCGCCCGUGAGAGUGAGAACGAGCUUACUCAUUGUUGUCGCCCGUGCCAAAGUGUUGGCGCGCCACAGGUGACCGGUGACACUCGCAAUUCAAAUUUUACCCGUUAUAACCAGUUUUGCUAUCUAACGUAACUGAUGAAGUGAGAAGGGAGAAUGGUAAUCACAGCUUAUUUGACUUGUAUACCAAUAUGUCUAUCUAGCAUUUGUUAUAUUGCUACCGAUAAAAAUGUUUAAAAUGCGUGGAGUGUCUGGCACUCAAAUAGUAAUUGGUCCUAAGCCAUCUUGUGUUGUAUUUUGGAAACCUGGGUAGGAAAGACAACUUGGUGUGGUAAGAAUGUCGUAUGGUGAGCGUAUAGUUUGUACGUACGAGGGAACGUGUUCUAAAAUGGUACACACAUUAUGGCUGAAAAAUUUAUUAAUAGAGUAUCUGUAUACCUGCAAACGUCUGUAAUAAAUUACUUCAAACCAGAA
Priapulus caudatus is the source of this 8558-nucleotide messenger RNA. Its product is annotated as ATP-dependent RNA helicase DDX3X-like. Gene Ontology annotation, biological process: gamete generation; cell differentiation. Gene Ontology annotation, cellular component: nucleus; P granule. The record is from RefSeq and is a predicted model, not a curated record. Gene Ontology annotation, molecular function: ATP binding; RNA binding; RNA helicase activity. The transcript has 17 exons. The coding region runs from base 100 to 2268 and encodes 722 amino acids. NCBI's taxonomy places the organism in Eukaryota, Metazoa, Priapulida, Priapulimorpha, Priapulimorphida, Priapulidae.